UAAGAGAGAGAGAGAGAGAGGGAGGGAGGAGUCUCUCGCCUUCUUGAUGCUUAGAGAAGGAGAAGAAAUCAGAAUGAGGUUUUCCACCGUCGUCGUUCUCUGUGUGUUUUCUCUGCUCUUGCUCUGCUUUGCCACCACUCCAACAGAAGCGUAUGAUCCACUUGAUCCGAAUGGGAAUAUCACAAUAAAAUGGGAUGUUAUUCAAUGGACCGCAGAUGGAUAUGGUGCAACUGUCACAAUUUUCAAUUUCCAACAAUACCGCCAUAUUGAGGCCCCUGGAUGGAUGCUUGGAUGGACAUGGGCAAGGAAGGAGGUCAUCUGGGACAUGAGAGGAGCCCAGGCAACAGACCAGGGAGACUGCUCAAGAUUCAAAAUUAGCCUCCCACAUUGCUGCAAAAAGAGCCCAACCAUUGUGGAUCUCCUUCCUGGAACACCUUAUAACAUGCAAGUAGCCAACUGCUGCAAGGGUGGCGUGAUCAGCUCAAUGGUUCAGGAUCCAGUUAACUCGGCCAGUUCCUUCUUUAUAGUCGUGGGUUCUGCUGGAACUAGCAAUACAACUGUAAGACCACCAUUGAAUUUCACAUUCGGUACUCCUGGUCCUGCCUAUACCUGUGGCCGUGCAAAGAUCGGGAAGCCUAGUAAAUUCUUGACACCGGACGGAAGAAGAGUAACUCGAGCUCUAAUGACAUGGAACGUCACAUGUACUUACUCUCAGUUUCUUGCUCAAAAGGCUCCUACAUGUUGUGUCUCAUUUUCUUCCUUCUAUAAUGACACAAUUGUUCCAUGCCCAACAUGCACAUGUGGCUGUAAGAACAGUGUAACUCAACCAGGGAGCUGUGUGGAUUUUUGUAUGAUUUUUCACACAAGGGGGAAUUCACCUUACUUGGCUGCUGCAGUUGCAAGUGGAGGUAGUAAUCAUGACAAGCCUUUGGUUCAGUGUACAAACCAUAUGUGUCCUAUCCGGGUGCAUUGGCAUGUUAAGUUGAAUUACAAGGAAUAUUGGCGAGUAAAGAUGUCAGUUGUAAAUUUCAAUUAUAGGAUGAAUUACACACAGUGGAACCUUGUUGUUCAGCACCCAAACUUUGACAAAGUCACAGAGAUUUUCAGCUUCAAUUACAAGUCACUUUCUCCCUAUGGAGUCAUAAAUGAUACCGCAAUUUUCUGGGGCAUCAAAUACUACAAUGAUCUGCUUAUGGAGGCAGGGCUGCUUGGGAAUGUGCAGUCAGAGAUAAUCUUCCAGAAGGAUCCCACUACUUUUACUUUCAAGCAAGGAUGGGCUUUCCCACGGCGCAUAUACUUUAAUGGUGAUAAUUGUGUCCUUCCACCGCCAGAUGCUUACCCAUGGCUACCAAAUUUCAGUCCUCAAGGGAAAAGUUUAUCCACCAAGCGAACAAUGAUUUGCAUGGUUUUGCUUGUAUUGUUGAUAUGUUUCAUGUAGUAUUGAUUUUCCACCAGUCUAGGUCUUCUUCUGGGAGCUUCUUCAGAAUUCCUAUUUAAAUAGCAGAUAGUUUAUAUUGGUCACGGAUGCCUGAACUUAGGUAAAGGUGUACCAUGCAGAUAACGCAUUGUCGCAGUCAAUUUUGUAUACUUGACUUUCCCUGUCCAUCAUUGUCUCGGAUUGUCUGUUGGUCAUAGAUUCCUCCUGUUCAUUUUACACUGGUGGUACUCUCUAGUGUAUAGAUUUGUUUUAUCAUAAGGAAUUCGAUUGUCAUUGCUCAGACUUCAGAAGUGUA
Molecule: messenger RNA, 1733 nt
Organism: Nymphaea colorata (pocket water lily)
Lineage: Eukaryota; Viridiplantae; Streptophyta; Magnoliopsida; Nymphaeales; Nymphaeaceae
Product: COBRA-like protein 1
Exons: 6
Coding region: 47-1438 (463 amino acids)
Biological process (GO): cellulose microfibril organization; plant-type cell wall cellulose biosynthetic process
Cellular component (GO): plasma membrane
Source: RefSeq, a predicted model, not a curated record